AUGCCCGAACCCACUGUCCCUGCGAUUAGGAAGGAUUUGCGGCCUCUCAAGCAAGACUUCUCUGUGCACCUUGAGCGAAUCGAAUCAAACGACCACUUCUUUUGCUACACGUCUCCACUGCAACUCAAAAAGCGAUAUGUUAGAUUCAAUGUUCCAGCUCUGCAGCAGAUUGCUGGUCGUAUAGCCAGCAGCCGGUGUGUCGAAAUGACGAAAAUACCUGAGGGGCUAUACAAUAAGGUGUUCUCUUUGAGAAUGGAGAAUGACAGGGAGAUCCUGGCCAGAAUUCCAAACCCCAAUGCUGGUCAUCCCCAGCAUGUUGUUGCCAGCGAAGUCGCAACACUAAAUUUUCUUCGCAACGUCCUCGAUAUCCCGGUUCCCAGAGUUCUUUCCUGGAGCUCCCCGUCACAACCUAACACGGUGGGUGCAGAAUAUAUCCUCAUGGAAAGAGUCGAAGGGCACCAGUUAAGUGAGGUUUGGGAUGCCAUGUCUGAAGCUCAACGCUUCGGUCUGGUGAAAAGCCUGGUGCAAAUUGAGCAAAAGCUUGUGGAUAUGAAGUUUGCGCUCCAUGGCAGCUUGUACUAUAAAGGUACAUGCUGUCAUGGCAGAAAUGUCGUUGAUCCCACUGAACCGGCAAAGGAGGUUAUAUCAGAUUUUGUCAUCGGUCCAACAACCCAGCGAUCCUUUUGGGAAGACGAAAAAGGAGAAUUAGAUAUUGAUCGGGGGUCAUGGGAGACUGCCCAGGAAUACCUUUCAUCCGUCGCCAACCGCGAGAUAGCCGGACGUGAUGAACAUGUACAUCUUCUUGAACAGUUUCUAAGAGUGCUGCCUCACAUACUACCACCACAAGAAACUCUUCGUCCCGUUCUGCUGCACCAUGAUCUUCAUUCGGACAAUAUAUUUGUUGAUUCCUCAGACCCAACGAAAAUAUCGAGCAUUAUUGAUUGGCAGGCAGUCUACACUGCCCCGCUCUUUAUGCAAGCAAAAUUUCCUUCGAUCUUUGAUUGCGAUGACCCCUAUCCAUGGGGUGCUGUUCAGCCUAAGUUACCGAAAGAUUUCGAUAGCCUCUCGCAAUCAGCGAAAGGGUUGGCUGAAGACACACUUGCCAGGCUUAGGCUGAAAAAGUUCUACAAAUUGGCCUCGAGGAAAUUCAACCAGCCUCUCGUCAUGGCCAUGGAUGCCAUGAGAAAUGAUGAUGAUCCCAUUACUUUCGUAUUUCAUAUUGUUGGACAAUCUUCUCAGGACGGCCCAAUCCCACUCAAGGAGCUCCUCAUACAAAUAUACGAGACAUGGGAUCAAAUCAUGGAGCACCGAGGCUCCGCGAUUCCAUGCCCUAUUUCUUUCUCAAAAGACGAAAUUGACAAAAGCCGACGACUGGUAACAGAAUGGGUGGACGCAUAUGGCGAACUUGACAGCCUGCGAGCGAAGAUCGUUGGUAAAGAUGGCUGGGUUUCACAUGAAGAAUACGAUGAAGCCAUGCGCAGGUGGGAUAGCAAGAAACCCACAUUAGAAUUUCUUCAAGAACGACUAGAUAAGUUGCUGCUACAGUAA
Aspergillus sclerotioniger CBS 115572 is the source of this 1548-nucleotide messenger RNA. RefSeq names its product phosphotransferase family protein. Gene Ontology annotation, cellular component: mitochondrion. Bases 1 to 1548 code for a protein of 515 amino acids. Lineage: Eukaryota; Fungi; Ascomycota; Eurotiomycetes; Eurotiales; Aspergillaceae. The record is from RefSeq and is a predicted model, not a curated record. The transcript has 6 exons.